Rubroshorea leprosula is the source of this 1954-nucleotide messenger RNA. NCBI's taxonomy places the organism in Eukaryota, Viridiplantae, Streptophyta, Magnoliopsida, Malvales, Dipterocarpaceae. The record is from the annotation of a GenBank genome assembly.
AAAUCAGAUUCAGCGCGCGUCACUGUUUUCCAUCCUGACCUGAGAAUAUAGUAACAGAAAACGCAACUUGACAGCUCCGUCGUUUUGAGCAGUUGGUGGCUCCUCUGCAACCGACCAGCCCAGUUGAAAAAUUCUAGGGUGGUUCCGAUUGUUGUUGGUUUACGGUUUGUUUGUUGAUUGCUGCUGUUUUUAUGGACCUGCAAUUGGCGAAUAAGGCGUUGAGCCUUUCACAGAGGAAGAGAAAAUGGCUUAUUGUUUUAGCGGUAUGUGGGGUUUCCGGAUAUGGGGUUUACAAGGUGUAUCAUUUGCCCUCUGUUGUGAAGAAGAGGGGGAGGUUGAUGAAGCUCUUUGGAUCGGUGUUUUCUUUGGCUGAAUUGAUGUCGGAUUCUGCAGAGACUAUCAGUGUCGUGUCUAAGGAUUUGAAGGAGUUUUUACAAUCUGAUUCAGAUCAAAUCCCCAAUAGUUUGAAGCAAAUUUCUAAGAUUGCAAGGUCAGAGGACUUCUCUGAGUCUUUAAUUAGGGUUACUGAGGCGUUGACCGUUGGGAUUUUAAGUGGGUAUAAGUUAGAAUCGAGGAAUAGCAAUAGAUUGGCAACUGGUCCAGCAAAUUCGUGUUUUACUGAUAGGAUGAUGGAUCGAAUUUUCUCCAAUGCUGGGACUGGUUUUGUUUCUGUCAUGGUCGGUAGCUUUGCAAGGAAUUUGGUUCUGGGUUUUUACUCCAAGGAAGGAGCAGCUAACGGAUUGAGCGGAAAUGGUGGGGUGAAUGUGUCUCAAUGUGUGUCAGGUUCAUCAGAUGUUCCCAAAUGGGUAAAUUUGCUCUAUGAUGAUAAGUGUAAAGGGCUUAUGGCUGAUUGUAUUCAAAAGUUUGUGAGCACGGCAGUAGCAGUUUAUCUUGACAAAACUAUGGACAUCAAUACUUACGAUGAAUUGUUUGCUGGGUUGACCAAUCCUAAGCAUCAGCACAACGUGAGGGAUAUUUUGGUUUCUGUUUGUAAUGGUGCUGUGGAAACACUUGUAAGGACAUCACACCAGGUUUUAACUAGUUCAGACUCAAAUUCGAAGUCGAUCUCCAGUUCUAGAUGUGCCAUCAUUGAUCAAGGUGAAGAUGCUGGUGAAAUAAGUGAUGAUUGUUUUGAGCAAGAAGCAUCCUUGAAUCAAAUGAGAAAGGGAAGCUCAUUUGAUGGGGUUCAGAAUGGUGGCUGGGUGUACAAAGUUACUUCAACCUUGGCUGUUCCAAGCAAUAGGAAGUUUGUGCUUGAUAUGACUGGGAGGGUAACAUUUGAAACAAUAAGAUCUAUUGUGGAGUUCCUGUUAUGGAAGCUAUCUGAUGGUUUGAAGAGAAGCUAUAAUGUUGUCCACGAGGAGGUUGUGGACAGGGGAUUGGAAGUCAUCAGAUAUGUUGGUGCAAAAUCUUCUGUUAUUGUAACCAUUUGUCUGGCUCUGUACUUGCACGUUGUUGGGGGUACUAGAGUUCUGUUACGUGCUUAAAUGUGUCACUCCCUUUGUUUUAAAGUAGAUCAUGAUUUGAUGAUAUAAAGAAACAUUACUGAAGUUGCUCAGUUUACAAGGGCCUUUCCUUUUUCUGUCUCUUUAAAUGUAUGCAUAAAUAACCAAGGUCCUAUGGGGGCCAAAAAAAAAAAAAAAGCUAAGGUCGCAUGGUCUAUUUUGAUUGUUUAGUGUUGGCUUCUAGAAAUUUACAGCUUGAUUUUUAUAUCAAGCUAAUAACUCAGCCUCUGCUUCAACAUUCUUACUACUGUAUUACAAAGAUUGAAGGCAUUUACUGUUAAACAAUACUUGUUUCCUGUGAGCAAUGGAAUGUACGAUCAACAUUUUUGGUGAUUGUAAAACUGAUGAGACAAAUUGGAUUAUUCUUUAGCUCUUGGUUUAAUGUUAGACAAAUUGGAUUGUAGUAGUUUCUGAGUUUAUGAUAUGAAUAUUAAACUUUCUUGAGCUGU